Messenger RNA from Bombina bombina (fire-bellied toad), 3582 nucleotides. RefSeq names its product ST14 transmembrane serine protease matriptase (gene ST14). The record is from RefSeq and is a predicted model, not a curated record. Bases 340 to 2868 code for a protein of 842 amino acids. Gene Ontology annotation, cellular component: membrane. Lineage: Eukaryota; Metazoa; Chordata; Amphibia; Anura; Bombinatoridae. The transcript is spliced from 19 exons. Gene Ontology annotation, molecular function: protein binding; serine-type endopeptidase activity. Gene Ontology annotation, biological process: acrosome reaction; proteolysis.
CAAGCCACACCUUGAAACUUGUGCCUGAGAGUGAAGAAGCAGCAGGAAGAGUCCAGGAACAAGACAUUGUUAGAGCUGCAGUUGUAUUGGGGUCACUCUAAGCCUGGGGACAGCAGACAUGUGCCACAGCCUAGCACACUGCUCGGGGGGCACCUAGUUGGCACCUGGUUUCAUUGGAGCUUUGGUUUCACUUGUGAUAUUACCUGUGGGUGAAACCACCAGGAAUAAACCACUCACAGGUCCUGGGAGGAAGAAGCUUUGUUGAAAGUGCUGAGUGCACCAAACCUAAUUAGUUAUUAGUGGUCAGGGAGACCAGACCCCCCCAGCACCUGGGCAGACAUGAAGGACACCGACCCUCAUCUGAAGUAUAACAACAGGGCACAGAAUCUAAAUGGAUUUGAAGAGGUGGUUGAAUUCCUACCUGCCACGAAUACCAAAAAAGUAGAGAAGACCGGUCCGAAGAGGAAGUUCAUUGCACUUGGAGUUGUUGUUGGAGCUUUUUUACUUUCACUUACAAUUGGGCUUCUAGUUUGGCACUUUGCAUACCGUAGUGUGCCGGUGCAGAAGGUCUACACAGGUUAUCUUCGGGUUACUAACUACCUUUUCAUUGAUGCAUAUGAGAACCCAUCAAGUCCGGAGUUUGCUGAACUCUCUGCAAAAGUUAUUAACGUGCUGCAGACCACAUAUCAGGGACAUCCCGAUGUUGGACCACACUUCAUACAGUGUAACGUAACUGCGUUCAGUGAGGGCAGUGUCAUUGCAUAUUACUGGGCGGAAUUUUCUGUACCGGCUUAUCGUGAAGCAGCGCUGGAUAAAGCAAUAAAUGAGCUGAAAGUGGAUAAUGUGAAGUUACGUAAAGGAACGUCUUUGGUUGUAGAAAACUUUGCAGUAUACGCGGUUGAUAUCCAGACAGCAAGAGAUUUCAGAAACUCCAAGUGCCGCUUUCCUUUGCACGCUGAUCCUGGUUCUGUGAAAAAAUUUUCAACCCCGGGCUUUCCAGACUUUCCGUACCCAGCCAAUGCCCUGUGUCAUUGGGCACUGCGUGCAGAUGCCAAUCACGUUAUCCGCCUCCAUUUCAAAACCUUCAAAAUGGAACCUUGUAAACCCCCGAAGGGAGAUUAUGUAAUGGUGUAUGAUUCGCUAACUCAAGCAGAGCCCAAGGCUAUAGUAAAGCUGUGUGGAAGUUAUCCGCCGUCCUACAAUCUCACCUUCGUGUCCUCGCAAAAUGUUGUGCUGGUGGCCCUUAUUACAGACAGCAAAGGAAAACACCCAGGGUUCAUGGCAGAAUUUUCACAACUACCAAAGAGAACACUCUGUGGUGGGUACCUCAGAGAUUCCAAUGGAAUUAUUACAACUCCGCAUUACCCAGCACAUUACCCUCCAAACAUUGAAUGCACAUGGGAUAUCCAGGUUCCUGGAGAUAAAUACGUAAAAGUCCGAUUCAAUAUGUUCUAUUUAGGGGACCAGAAGGACAACGCUUGUCUUAAUGAUUAUGUGGAGAUCAACAGUAAGAGGUACUGUGGUGAGCAGAAAAACUUGGUGGUCUCAAGCAAUAGCAGUCGAAUUGUAGUGCGUUUCCGAUCUGAUCAGUCGUAUACUGACACUGGGUUUACUGCCCAAUACCUCUCUUAUGAGCCUAAAAACCCUUGUCCGGACCAAUUUACUUGCAAAAGUGGACGCUGCAUCGCAACUGCGCUACAGUGUGAUGGGUGGAAUGAUUGUGGCGAUUUCAGCGAUGAGUCCUCAUGCAUAUGUUCAGAAUAUAUGUUCCGCUGUACGAAGAGCCAGUACUGUAAACCUAACUUCUUCAAGUGCGACGGAGUGAACGACUGCGGAGACAACAGUGAUGAACUGGAAUGUAAAUGUCCAGAGAAAAAUAUUAAAUGUGGUAAUGGAAAAUGUAUCCCUGAGGCUCAGAAAUGUGAUGGAACCGAUAACUGUGGAGAUGGUUCUGAUGAGUCAGAAUGUGGUAAAGCUGUGGCCACACCCUGCACUGAAAACACCUACAGAUGUAAGAAUAACCUGUGCAUAACCAAGAAGAACCCAGAAUGUGACAGUGAGAAUGACUGUACUGAUGGCUCUGACGAGGCUGACGCUACCUGCAACUGUGGAAAACGGCCGUACAGUCGGAAGUCUCGAAUUGUAGGAGGUGUAAAUGCAGACAUUGGGGAGUGGCCGUGGCAGGUCAGCCUUCAUACAGCGAAAGAUGGGCACACGUGUGGAGCGUCACUGGUUUCGCCUUCUAUAUUGUUGUCGGCAGCUCACUGCUUCCAGGACAUGCAAGGGAUUAGAUAUUCCGACCCAGCAGUGUGGACAGCAUAUCUUGGCUUGCACGAUCAAGCAAAGCGCACUUCCAACAAGGAUGUGGAGGUGCGCAAGAUUAAACGCAUUGUAGCUCACAAAGACUUCAGUGACUUCACCUACGAUAAUGACAUUGCCGUGUUGGAGCUUGAGCGCCCUGUAACAUACACUGACUUCAUUCAGCCUAUCUGUAUACCUGACAGCUCUUAUGACUUUCCUGCCGGCAAAUCCAUCUGGGUGACAGGAUGGGGAGCGCUGAGUGAAGGAGGUUCUGGAGCUGGAAUCCUGCAGAAAGCUGAAAUACGUAUUAUCAACCAGACGGAAUGUAACAAGUUUUUAGAUGACCAGUUGACUGUACGCAUGAUAUGUGCCGGAUUCCUUACGGGGGGCAUUGAUGCCUGCCAGGGAGAUUCUGGAGGACCUUUAUCCAGUGUGGAGAACAAUGGCAAAGUGUACUUGGCAGGCAUUGUGAGCUGGGGAGAGGGCUGUGCUCGCAGGAACAAGCCUGGCGUUUACACUAAAGUCUCAAAGAUGAGAGACUGGAUUAAGACCAAUGCCGGCCUUUAAUGGAGUUUUGAAAUCCAUAACGAUCCAGAGCUUCCUGCAUGCAUAUUGCUCUUUAACAUCUUCAUUGGAUUCUUUUUAAUGGUUUUAUCUUGAUUCUGUGAUUACUACAUGUUUUUGAGACGUUCAAUAAAACAAAGCAAAUAGGUACGUGAAGAGAAGGAAAGGACUUUGAGCCAUUUCUUACCUUGUCUUCUCAUCUUGAUGGACCAAGAGGAACUUUCCAUCAAGUGAUGUGAAAUCAGACUGUCCUUACCAGGAUUUGCCGCAAUAAAAUUCAACUGAUUCUGAUAUAUUGUACCUUGGUUGUGCUACAUAUAUUGGUUGGUUUUUCAACAGAAAAAUAGUUUUCCUGUCUACAUUUGGCAGAACUAGUAUAUUCAACUACACUCCUAAAUGAGAGAUUGCUGGUCAAAGAAGGGACAAAGUUCCAGAUCAACUGUAUAUCAGCACGAAAGAAACUGACUUUGAUGUUGGAAUCUACUAUAUAAUUGUACAGGUGUUUAAAGAGCCCUUGCUGGACAAACAUAAGAGCUCAUAUGCAAAGCAUUUGCCUUUGUUACUGCAAACGUAAAGUGGUUUUGGUUAUUUUUGUAGAUUCUUUUUACUAUUUACUCGUGUGUGUUUGUUUAAAAUGUUAAUGUUUAAAUGUCUUGAAUAUUAAUGUCAAAAGAAAAAUUAAACUAUUUUAUUUUUGUUAUUUCUUUACACCUUAAA